AUGGCGGACGGGGAGAAGCCACAAGCAAGCAGAGCUGAUGUCCCUGCAACCUCGCCUCCGGUGCCUAGCCGUAGCUGGAGGCGUAGCGUGCAACCUGUCCUGACCAUCAUCUCCCAUGGUACCGCGCCAUUUAUCAGCACAUUCCUUCUCAUCCAUCUCUCCGCACCGAUCCUUGCCAACCUCGGUGGCGAAGCGAUGGCGAGUCAAGUCAUGAUGAUCGGCAGAGAGCUCUAUCAGACACGGCACGCUGAACCCAUUUUGUAUGCCGCUCUCGUAAUUCACCCGCUAGCGAGCACUCUCCGACGCGUCCUCGCCCCCACCACAGCUGGGCCCGUCUCCCCCAAAUCGAAGGGCUACCUUGAGCGUAUCAAAUCCUACCCGCGCAACCUCAUCUCUCCGCUCUCUCUUCCCGCCUACGCUCUCGUGCUCCCACUUACCAUACACACCCUCACACACCGCAUCUACCCCUCCCUUCCCAUCGCACCCAUCUUCUCCCUCUCGCCUUCUGAACUCGACUUUUCCUAUGUCCAGUACGUCUUGGACGCAUAUCCCUGGCGUUCGUGGCUCGGCUACGGGAUGCUCGUAGGCUGCGUGGUGUGGCAUGGGACCGAGGGCGUGCGUCUGAUCUACAAUUCGUACGAAUGGGUCAGAGGAGGCGCGCAGACGUGGAGGAGAGAGCUGAGGAAGAUGAUCAUCGUUACUGGGGCGGUGAUGAUCCCAGUUCUGUCGGGUUUGUGGGUGAUGUCAAAGGAGCCACUGUUGAUGCUCGGCGGAACAGCAGAACGGUGCCACGCAGCGUUAAUACAGUCAUUUGCGUAUCGCUACUAA
Laetiporus sulphureus 93-53 is the source of this 828-nucleotide messenger RNA. RefSeq lists its product as uncharacterized. Gene Ontology annotation, cellular component: membrane. Gene Ontology annotation, biological process: lipid homeostasis. The record is from RefSeq and is a predicted model, not a curated record. The coding region runs from base 1 to 828 and encodes 275 amino acids. Lineage: Eukaryota; Fungi; Basidiomycota; Agaricomycetes; Polyporales; Laetiporaceae. The transcript has 2 exons.